AUGCUUUCCUCUCUCGAGGACUUCCGUGUGAAGAAAUCGUCGACAUAUUAUGACGUAAAAAAGGCAUAAACCGAGAGCCAGUGGAGCCGCGCAUAUUCUCAGGUCAUGAAUUCCUCAAACGUCAGUGGAACACUAUGCAAGAUGGAGUUUGCAGUACAGAUGACAUGUGAAAACUGUGUUAAUGCUGUGAAAAAAUCCCUGGAAUAUGUAAAAGAUGUGCAGAGUGUCAGUGUCAGUCUGGAGUUGGAGACUGUUCUAGUGGAGACAACAUUGGCAGCACAAGAAAUACUUAGUCUUCUAGAAAGAACUGGAAUGAAAGCUGUUCUGAAGGGAAUGGGGAGCAACGACUCAAAGAACAAUGGGGCUGCUGUAGCUAUAAUAUCCGGAGAAGAUGCAAUACAAGGAGUUGUCCGCUUUCUUCAAGUAUCUGAGGAUAACUGCAUUAUUGAUGGAACUUUGGAUGGUCUGAGUCCUGGCUUACAUGGCAUUCAUAUUCAUGAAUAUGGUGAUAUCUCAGAGGGUUGUGCAAGUUGUGGUGAGCAUUAUAAUCCUGAUGGCAAUACCCAUGGAGGUCCGGAAGAUAUUGACCGACAUGUUGGAGACCUGGGAAAUAUCUUUGCCAAUGAUGAUGGACGAGCAACUUUCAGAGUGGAGAAUAAUCGAUUAAAGGUAUGGGACAUCAUUGGUCGCUCUUUAGUGGUGGAUGAAAAAGAGGACGAUCUUGGACAAGAGGAUCAUCCUCUGUCUAAAAUAACUGGAAACUCAGGCAAACGGUUGGCAUUCGGUAUUAUUGCUCGCUCAGCAGGUCUCUAUGAAAACGUAAAGAAGAUUUGCUCUUGUGAUGGGGUUACCAUUUGGGAGGAGAGAGACUGUCCAAUAGCGGGACCAGAACGGAACAAACGCAAAACUGCCAACCUUUAAGAAAACGUAUCUUCCUUGUCAGAACAUUUGAUUACAAGUUACAAUUAAAGAUUUCAAUUCCACAGACAAAUCUAUUAACUGUUGAUAAUUUAAAAUUAGAUUGAUUUACAUACAUAUUGAUUUACGCAUUACAGUCUAAGUAAUCCUAGAACUAAGAUUAAUGGGAAGUAAUCAAAACAGUAUUAAAUAUUUCAUUUACUGUCUUGUGCUAGAAAACAUUUUCAUUUGGUCUUGCAAAAUGGCAACCAAUGGUAAUCUUUAAUGCACGCUAUAGUAGUUAUGAUACUUGGAGUCUUCAUUUAAUAAUAUAAAAGAUAAAGUGAGGCUAAUUGAGUAAAUGUUUGUUUAACGUA
This is a messenger RNA of Pelobates fuscus (common spadefoot toad), 1274 nucleotides long. RefSeq names its product copper chaperone for superoxide dismutase (gene CCS). Gene Ontology annotation, biological process: superoxide metabolic process. NCBI's taxonomy places the organism in Eukaryota, Metazoa, Chordata, Amphibia, Anura, Pelobatidae. The transcript is spliced from 8 exons. Gene Ontology annotation, molecular function: copper ion binding; superoxide dismutase copper chaperone activity. Bases 106 to 921 code for a protein of 271 amino acids. The record is from RefSeq and is a predicted model, not a curated record.